Molecule: messenger RNA, 1477 nt
Organism: Mytilus trossulus (common blue mussel)
Lineage: Eukaryota; Metazoa; Mollusca; Bivalvia; Mytilida; Mytilidae
Product: homeobox protein Hox-B5-like
Exons: 3
Coding region: 315-1202 (295 amino acids)
Biological process (GO): anterior/posterior pattern specification; regulation of transcription by RNA polymerase II
Cellular component (GO): nucleus
Molecular function (GO): DNA-binding transcription factor activity, RNA polymerase II-specific; RNA polymerase II cis-regulatory region sequence-specific DNA binding
Source: RefSeq, a predicted model, not a curated record
GUUUGCCUACUGGCAAAAUAUGUGAAUAUAAAUAUAAUUUGUGGUCAUAAAUACAAUCAUAACACAUUGAGAUUGACAAGACAAACUACUGCAUAAAACUUAUUAAGCAAUUGACAGAAUAGCAGAAGACAUUAAUCACGUGCUUUCAGAGAAUUAAUUCGAUUGGUCGGAGCAAGAAGUCACAUGCAUCAUUCUGAAUAGUGAAAUUUGUAUGACGGCUAGUGGGGGUGGCUAUUUGAAAAAUAUUAGAAAGUCAUAGAUUGCCUUAAUGUUCAAACACAAAUCAUUAAGAAGAUAAAAUAGACUGUACACAUAUGAGUUCAUACUACAAUAACAUUUUACCAGCACACGUUCCGGUUAACUCCGGACCUACGGAUAUGUUUUACCACCGACCAGAAAAGAGUUUGGACACUGGAAGUUUUCAUUCAUCAUCUUAUAAUAAUAUGUGUUACGAAAACGAAAAUCCGUCCUAUGGAGUAGGAAACUAUCAGUGUUAUCCUUCUAUGUACGACAGACUUCAUGAAACAUCACCGCCAAACCAACCUAUGAACUUAGCUAAAGCACAAAACUUUCAAAGUGGAGGUAGUGGGAACGUGUUUCCAUAUCAGUCAACGAAUACGUUUAACCAUUUAAGUCAUCUACAAAAUUUACAAAAUUUGUCAUAUCCGGAUGAUCGACCUAAUUGUAUAAAAAAUGAGGACAGUUGCAUUCCCACACCUCCACCAAAUUAUCCUAUAUUGGACACACAUGCGGGCGGACACCAACAUCACCAACUCCCAGUCUCGGGACAUCAUGACAUUUCACAUCAUCCACAUUUUAAUUCAAAUUCUGUGCAAAUGAAUGGACUUUCAACUCAAGGGAUGUCUUCUGUUUAUCCAUGGAUGAGGGCAGCCAUGAAUGGAGAUGUAACAUAUGAACAAAAGAGAACGAGACAAACAUAUACGAGACACCAAACAUUAGAGCUAGAGAAAGAAUUUCAUUUCAACAGAUAUCUGACGAGACGGAGGCGAAUAGAAAUUGCACAUAUGCUAGGACUUACAGAAAGACAAAUUAAAAUUUGGUUUCAAAAUAGGAGAAUGAAAUGGAAGAAAGAAAAUAAUAUACCAAAAUUAACUGGACCAGAUAGGUCAAAACCGGAAAAUGACUCUGAAAGAAGAAUUGUUGCAAGUCCCAGUUCAGAUGAAGCUAGUUUUUCAAGUUGAUAUGCAUAAAUCCUCGCUUGUGUUAUAACUCAGGGUAAAACUGAAUUUGUUCUACAAGAAAACUGUACAAUUUGCUCAGAUUCGAAGUGUGAAUAUUUGAGGACAGACUUUUCCGAGUGCUGAGGCAAUGUUGGUAAAAACAUGGCGUUUGAUAUUAUUGUGAUUAAGUAUUUAGUAAUUACGAAUUUAAAUCCAGAAUGUCGUGUUUUAUAUAUUUAAGCAUAAUUUAUUGUGAAAUAUCUGAAGGAAGAAAUAAUAAAAAUGUUAAUAGUUUA